Messenger RNA from Anastrepha ludens (Mexican fruit fly), 1103 nucleotides. RefSeq names its product 3-oxoacyl-[acyl-carrier-protein] reductase FabG-like. The transcript has 2 exons. Lineage: Eukaryota; Metazoa; Arthropoda; Insecta; Diptera; Tephritidae. The record is from RefSeq and is a predicted model, not a curated record. Gene Ontology annotation, molecular function: oxidoreductase activity. The coding region runs from base 50 to 817 and encodes 255 amino acids.
AAUAAUGAAUUGAAAGUUCGUCCAUCACCGUGAAGUAGAAUAGUUCAAAAUGAGUUUGGCCGGAAAAGUUGUUAUUGUGACGGGAGCAAGUUCAGGUAUUGGUGCUACCACAGCCGAAGCAUUCGCCAAACACGGAGCCAAAGUGGUGUUGGUCGGACGAAAUGAAACUAAUUUGAAGGCCACUGAGGCAGCCUGUAAAGCAGCCAACAACAAAGUCGAACUAUUGUCCAUCAUUGCUGAUGUAACGGUAGAUGCGGAGCGCAUUAUAAAAACAACUAUAGACAAAUUUGGACAACUGGAUGUGUUGGUCAAUAAUGCCGGCAUUGUUGAAGCUGGGAAUAUAUUGGACAUUGAUGUUGAGCAAUUCGAUAGAAUUUUGAAUACCAACUUACGUUCAGUUUUUCUUCUCACCAAAUUUGCCGCACCUCAUCUCGUUAAGACUCAAGGCAACAUUGUAAAUGUGUCUAGUCUCGCUGGUCUGCGUUCGUUUCCGGGUUUAUCGAGCUAUUGCACCUCCAAGGCGGCAGUUGAUCAGUUUACCAGGUGUAUUGCUUUAGAUUUGGCAGCGAAAAAUGUGCGUGUAAAUGCCGUGAAUCCCGGUGUGGUAGUGACCGAUAUUCAUAGACGUAUGGGCAUGUCGGAAGAGGAAUAUGCGAAAUAUUUGGAACAUAGCAAAGGUGUCCACCCGUUAGGCCGCGUAGGUGUUACGAAGGAGGUGGUCGAUGCUAUUAUCUUUUUUGCCAGUGACACUGCCAGCUUUAUAACGGGAGCAACUUUGCCCAUCGAUGGAGGCCGGCAUGUACAGUGUCCGCGUUAAUGGUGGAUUCAAAAAAAAAAAAGAAUAGAAUUUUGGGUAUACACCACACGAAACAAUUAUAAGAGGAAUUAAGUUUUUUUUAUAUAUUUUUUUUGUUAUGUUUUUAUAUAUAAAUUUUUAAUGAUAAAUAUGAUAAAUGUUUUGAAAAUAUUCUGUAAUAAGUACACAUUUCACGAAGCUUAACUUAAUUAUUAAGAAAAGUAAAAUCUAUAGAACAAAAAAAGUGUAACACCGAUGUUAUUAUUAUUUAAAAUAAAAUAAUAGAAUUCUUGGUUUAAGUUUAUAA